Molecule: messenger RNA, 1386 nt
Organism: Arvicola amphibius (Eurasian water vole)
Lineage: Eukaryota; Metazoa; Chordata; Mammalia; Rodentia; Cricetidae
Gene: Aicda
Product: activation induced cytidine deaminase
Exons: 10
Coding region: 1-1386 (461 amino acids)
Biological process (GO): defense response to virus; negative regulation of single stranded viral RNA replication via double stranded DNA intermediate; cytidine to uridine editing
Cellular component (GO): P-body; nucleus; cytoplasm
Molecular function (GO): cytidine deaminase activity; zinc ion binding; RNA binding
Source: RefSeq, a predicted model, not a curated record
AUGAGGGCUCAUGGGGGCUCAUGGGAGCUCAUGGGGUCUCAUGGGAGCUCAUGGGGGUUCAUGGGGGCUCAGAGGGAGGAGAAACCAGGAUCAGAGGAAAAGCCUCAAGGGAAGCUGAACACUGAGCAGAACUGCCCUGAAUCAUUUAAACCAUGUGGCUCUGCCUACCACAGCCCCGCCCAUCUUUACUGGACCCAACCAGGAGGCAGGUGUUGGAUACCUGGUGGUAGUGAUGCUGUUGGAGGAGGAGCCCACAAGGUCUGGCUGUCUGGGUGGCAGGCUCUGCCUGUCGCUGUGCACUUUCUUCUGUUGGAUCUCUCUCAUCAAGCUCAGGUCUUCUGCACUCUGGACCUAGCCCUCCUCGCCUCUCUCCAGUUCUCUCUUCUCCGUGCUGCACAGGAGGGUCUCACUACAAAACCUGGCUGGCUUAGAGUUCUCCAGCAUGACGCCCCGCGUUUAGCCCCCCAAAAGCAGACGUCUGUAAUCCCAGUGCUUCUAAGCCUUUUGAUGAAAAGAAGGAAGUUUCUUUACCACUUCAAAAAUGUCCGCUGGGCUAAGGGUCGGCAUGAGACGUACCUGUGCUAUGUGGUGAAGAGAAGAGACAGCGCCACCUCCUUCUCGCUGGAUUUCGGCCACCUUCGCAACAAGUCUGGCUGCCACGUGGAAUUGUUGUUCCUACGCUACAUCUCGGACUGGGACCUGGACCCCGGCCGGUGUUACCGCGUCACCUGGUUCACCUCCUGGAGCCCCUGCUACGACUGUGCCCGGCACGUGGCUGAGUUUCUGAGAUGGAACCCCAACCUCACCCUGAGGAUUUUCACCGCACGCCUCUACUUCUGCGAGGACCGCAAGGCCGAGCCUGAGGGGCUGCGGAAACUGCACCGCGCAGGUGUCCAAAUCGGGAUCAUGACCUUCAAAGGUGAGAGUUAUGCCCAGCAGUUUAGAUCUGGCUGCCACGUGGAAUUGUUGUUCCUACGCUACAUCUCGGACUGGGACCUGGACCCCGGCCGGUGUUACCGCGUCACCUGGUUCACCUCCUGGAGCCCCUGCUACGACUGUGCCCGGCACGUGGCUGAGUUUCUGAGAUGGAACCCCAACCUCACCCUGAGGAUUUUCACCGCACGCCUCUACUUCUGCGAGGACCGCAAGGCCGAGCCUGAGGGGCUGCGGAAACUGCACCGCGCAGGUGUCCAAAUCGGGAUCAUGACCUUCAAAGACUAUUUCUACUGCUGGAAUACAUUUGUAGAAAAUCGUGAGAGAACUUUCAAAGCCUGGGAAGGGCUGCAUGAAAAUUCUGUCCGUCUAACCAGACAGCUCCGGCGCAUCCUUUUGCCCUUGUAUGAAGUUGAUGACUUGCGAGAUGCAUUUCGUAUUUUGGGACUUUGA